UACAUUUUUAUAUUAAAAAAUACCUCAAUUACAAUGGAUAAAGAGAAGAUACAACUCAAGAGAAUAUUUGGAUAUUGCUGGGGCACAAGUUUUUUAAUCACUAAUGUAAUUGGGGCAGGAAUUUUUGUGGCCCCCAAAGGGGUACUGAAAUACUCUUGCAUGAAUGUGGGGCUCUCCCUGUGUAUUUGGACUGUCUGUGCCCUGUUGUCCAUGAUGACCACUCUCUGCUCAGCAGAGAUAGGUAUAACCUUUCCACGCAGUGGAGCUCACUACUAUUUUCUCAAAAGAUGUUUCAGCAACUUAAUCUCUUUCCUGAAUUUCUGGACAAGCUUGUUUCUGGGGCCAGGGUUAGCUGCCAGCCAAGCCCUACUCCUCGCCGAGUACAGCAUCGAGCCUUUUUAUCCCAGCUGCUCUGCUCCAAAGCUGCCAAAGAAAUGUCUGGCGCUAGCCGUAUUGUGGACCGUGGGAAUUCUGAAUUCUCAUGGUGUGAAAGAGGUGACUUGGCUUCAGACAGCGAGCCUAGUGCUGAAAAUGGCUAUACUCGGCCUUAUUUCCCUGAGUGGAGUCGUGCUGCUGGUGAGAGGAAGGAAGGAGAAUGUAGAAAGAUUCCAGAACUCUUUUGAUACUGAUUUUCCAGAAGCUUCUGAGUUUAUAGAAGCCAUUUUCCAAGGAUAUUUUGCGUUUUCAGGCGGGGGAUGUUUUACAUAUAUAGCAGGGGAGCUGAAGAAACCCAGAAAGACAAUCCCAAGAUGCAUAUUUACUGCGUUACCUCUGGUAACUAUCAUUUAUCUGCUGGUUAACAUUUCCUACCUGACUGUUCUGACACCCAGGGAAAUUCUUUCUUCAGAUGCUGUGGCUAUCACGUGGACUGAUAGAGUAAUCCCCUCAUUAACAAGGGUUAUUCCUUUUGGUAUUUCUGCCUCAAUAUUUAGCAACCUUCUGGUUAAUGUACUUGAAUCAUCAAGAGUAACAUAUAUGGCUGGCCAAGAGGGCCAACUGCCUUUGCUAUUUAAUAUGCUUAAUAUUCACUCCUCUCCAUUUAUAUCUGUGCUAGUACUUGUCACCAUGGCAUCAAUUGCCAUUGUCUCAACAAACCUCACUGACCUGAUAAACUAUCUUUAUUUUGUAGUUUUUAUUUGAUCUGUAUUAUCAAUGAUAGGAAUACUAAAACUGAGAUACCAGGAGCCAAAUCUACCUAGACCUUACAAAGGAAUUUUUUUCCAUGUGUUUUUUCCAUUACCUUUGGUAACAAUGGCCAUCAGCCUAUGCUUGGUUUUGGUCCCUUUGGUGAAGUCUCCACAUAUGCAUUAUAUUUAUGUGUGCCUCUUUGUUCUCAGUGGACUUCUAUUUUACAUACCUUUAAUAUAUCUCAAAUUGAGGUUGGUUUGGUUUGAGAAAAUGACAUGUCAUUUACAAUUGCUGUUUAAUAUUUGCAUCCCUGAUGUGGCUGAAGAACAGAUGUCAGAAGUACAAACUUUUUAAAAAGUAGCCUUUUAAAAGCACUCCCAAAUUAAAAAAAAAAAAAAAAUCAAGCACAUUAUGGAACAUUAAUGAUGAAAUGCCCAUGGUAACUUUCUUUCUUGAAUGAGAUAGUGUAUAAAGAAGUGCCCAUGAUAGUACCUAGUUUUAAAAAUCACACAAAAAUUGUUAUGUAAAGCCAAAGCUUUGUUUUGGUUUGCAUGGUUUGAUACAUUGAUGAUAUUUCCCCCUUUCUUCUAUUUUUUUCUGCACCCACCCUUUACUGCUGAAUUUGUGGUGAUUUUGUGAUAAAAGUUAACAAUUAAAAUAAAAAAGCAUUCUCUUCUUCAUUCCUGAGUCCUUACAUUGGUGCUGAAGAUAAAAGAAUAACCCCAUUUGUCUGAUUAGCUUUUCCCUGUUUGUAUUUUUUCAACCUAAAAGCUAUUUGAAGCAUGAGUUUUUAGGUUAUUUUCUUUUGUACUCCUUCUUCUAAAUUCUGAGAUGCUUUAGAAGAACAAGUUUACUAUGUUUUCAUUUGAUUAAAAUGUGACUUAUCAAGGAACGCCUGAGUGGCUUAGUCAGUUGAGCAUCCAACU
Molecule: messenger RNA, 2054 nt
Organism: Lynx canadensis (Canada lynx)
Lineage: Eukaryota; Metazoa; Chordata; Mammalia; Carnivora; Felidae
Gene: SLC7A13
Product: solute carrier family 7 member 13
Exons: 4
Biological process (GO): amino acid transmembrane transport
Cellular component (GO): membrane
Molecular function (GO): L-amino acid transmembrane transporter activity
Source: RefSeq, a predicted model, not a curated record